Molecule: messenger RNA, 2378 nt
Organism: Corticium candelabrum
Lineage: Eukaryota; Metazoa; Porifera; Homoscleromorpha; Homosclerophorida; Plakinidae
Product: dipeptidyl peptidase 3-like
Exons: 17
Coding region: 8-2191 (727 amino acids)
Biological process (GO): proteolysis
Cellular component (GO): cytoplasm
Molecular function (GO): dipeptidyl-peptidase activity; metalloexopeptidase activity
Source: RefSeq, a predicted model, not a curated record
UCAAAAGAUGGCCUCCCUUCAGAGCGAGCACGUGGUUCCAAACGACGUCCCCAUCAAUCAACUUUCGUGUCGAACCGCUUUCGACGCUCUCACGCCGUCCGAGAAGCAAUACGCUCAUUACUUGUGUCAAGCUUCCUUCCAUGGCGGCCUCAUUGUCUUACUACAGACAUCAGAAGAAUCAACUGCCAUAUAUCUCAUAUUACAAAAGCUGCUUACGACUCAGUCUAUUCAGUCACUGCAUGACGGCAAGCCAGAGUCGGUUACUGAAGAAGAUUUUCAGGCAUUUUUAGUCUAUGCUGCUGCUGUCUUUACUAACAUGGGAAUUUAUCGAUCAUUUGGAGACAACAAAAUUGUGCCAGGGUUGGCGGAGGAGUUAUUUAAAGCUCUAGUUGAAAGCAGCGUUGCAUAUCAUAACGAUCCACCCGAGAUGGCCCACAUGUUGCUAAACAGUCAAAACGCAAUCUAUUGUCUUGACCCACGUGACAGAGAGCUUGCAUUUCCACCAAAAGGUAGAACAGCGUACUACACUACAAACUGCAGACAAGAAGAUGCCGAGUUUGUACAAGGAUUCAUGACCGAAAAGGGUAUCAGUCCUUAUAAUACUCGCUUGUUCAAGAAAGAUGUAGAUGACGUAGACAUGUAUGAGGUGAUAAUAGCAUCUGUAGCAAGAACAAGGGAUCCUAUCAGCUCAAAGGACAGGGUGGCUCCUCUGCUUGGUGAGCACAUGUACAAGGGCAAAUCCAUUCGAGUCACCAGAGGAGACUACUCACCUCUACUGGAAAGAGUUGUAGACAAUCUACAAAAAGCAAAGAGGUAUGCUGCAAAUGAGAAUGAGGCUUCAAUGUUGGAGUUCUAUAUCAGCAGCUUCAUGACAGGAUCAAUUGAGGAUCACAAGGACGGCUCACGUCACUGGAUCAGGAACAAAGGGCCAAUUGUUGAAUUCUAUAUAGGAUUCAUUGAGAGUUAUAGAGACCCACUUGGAGUAAGAGGUGAAUUUGAAGGCUUUGUGGCAAUGGUGAACAAGGAGAUGAGUCGCAAGUUUGGCAAAUUAGUGUCUCAAGCUGAGCAGCUGCUGCCAUUACUUCCAUGGCCACGAGAGUACGAGAAGGACACAUUCCUGAAACCAGACUUCACAUCACUCGACGUACUUGCCUUCUCAGGCAGUGGAAUUCCAUCAGGAAUCAACAUCCCAAACUACAACGAUAUACGUCAGAAUGAGGGGUUUAAGAACGUGUCGCUUGGCAAUGUGUUGUCUGCUUCGGCGGCUGACAAGAGAGUGAGCUUCUUGAGUGAAGCUGAUCAGGAGCUUUAUCUCAAACUGAAAGGACCAGCAUUUGAGGUGCAGGUUGGAUUACAUGAAUUGACGGGCCAUGGAAGUGGAAAACUGUUCAAAGAAGAGGAAGACGGAACGUUGAACUUCAAGCCAGAUGAUGUUCGUCAUACAGAAACAAACGAACCAAUCAAGUCUUGGUACGGUCCACACGACACGUGGGAUACCAAGUUUUCCACCAUAGCAUCGACAUACGAAGAAUGCAGAGCUGAAUGCGUUGGCAUCUAUCUUUGCCUCUCACGAGACAUUCUCAGCAUCUUUGGGCAUGAAGGUGAUGCAGCAAGUGAUAUUAUAUACAUCAACUGGCUGAACAUGGUUCGAGCUGGCAUUCUAGCGUUGGAGUAUUACUCACCAGAAACCAACAAUUGGAGACAGGCUCACAUGCAGGGUCGGUAUGUAAUAUUGCAAGUAUUGCUGGAAGCCGGUGAUGGGUUGGUGAACGUGAGUAAGAGUGUUGGUGAUGACGGCCAGCCGGACUUGGUCUUGCAUUUGGACAGAUUGAAAAUCGAAACUGUAGGGAAGAAAGCUAUUGGUGACUUUUUAAGGAAAUUGCAAGUGUACAAGGCUACGGCUGAUGUUGAUGCUGGUACUGCUAUGUAUGAGCAAUACUCACGAGUUUCUGAAGAAAAUGGCGGAUGGUUGUCAUUGAGGAAGAUCGUCAUGGCUAGAAAGACACCUCGCAGGAUGUUUGUUCAACCACACACAAUCUUAGAUGAAGCAACAGGUGAUGUUCAACUUGUUGAAUUUCCUGCUACAGCUGCUGGCAUAGUCGAGUCGUUUAUAACUCGCUUUCCUGUCUAUGACCAAGAAUUGGAUGAUUUGUGGCAUAUGUCCGGGCUAUAUAACUCAGACUACACAUGAACGCAACUACUCAGUACACUGUAUUGCUGCUGACGAAUGACACAAGAUGUGGUAGGUUUAAAUUUUUUGCUUAGUGUAGUUGCUUGCUGUGUCGAGACUAUGAUAUGAAAUUAAUUGAUUAGGCAACUUGUUUUGCCAUGAAUGAUUCUUUUGUUUUUGGCCUCCUAAUUGACUGCAAAUUCUUCAA